Capsella rubella is the source of this 3102-nucleotide messenger RNA. RefSeq names its product glutamate receptor 3.3. The coding region runs from base 96 to 2972 and encodes 958 amino acids. Lineage: Eukaryota; Viridiplantae; Streptophyta; Magnoliopsida; Brassicales; Brassicaceae. The transcript is spliced from 8 exons. The record is from RefSeq and is a predicted model, not a curated record. Gene Ontology annotation, molecular function: glutamate-gated receptor activity. Gene Ontology annotation, cellular component: plasma membrane.
UACAAAAAAAAAUACAAAAAAAAAACACAGAAGCAAAAGAGAAGAGACACGUGAGAAUGUGUCAUCCUCUUUCCUCACUUGUCUGAGAGAAGAAUAUGAGUUGCAGAAGCAGCUUCAUAAGCCACAAAAAUAUACAUAAAGCAGAGAUGAAGCAGCAAGAACAACAACUAUGGGUUUUGUUGUUGUUGUUGUUCUUGUCUUUGCUUUUAGGAAAAGGGUAUUCUGGGAAACCAGAAGUUGUCAAAAUCGGUUCUAUCUUCAGUUUCAAUUCAGCGAUUGGCAAAGUUGCUAAGAUUGCUAUUGAGGAAGCAGUCAAAGAUGUCAACUCAAAUCCUAACAUUCUUACAGGAACUAAGUUCUCUGUCUCGAUGCAGAACUCUAACUGCAGUGGUUUCAUGGGCAUGGUUGAAGCAUUGAGGUUUAUGGAGAAAGAUAUAGUUGGGAUUAUAGGACCACAAUGUUCUGUUGUUGCUCAUAUGAUAUCUCACAUGGCUAAUGAACUUCGUGUACCUCUUCUAUCGUUUGCUGUAACGGAUCCUGUAAUGUCGCCGUUACAGUUUCCGUAUUUUAUCAGGACAACUCAGAGUGAUUUGUAUCAAAUGGACGCUAUUGCUUCAAUUGUUGAUUUUUAUGGUUGGAAAGAAGUGAUUGCUGUGUUUGUGGACGAUGAUUUCGGAAGGAACGGUGUCGCUGCGCUUAACGAUAAGCUUGCGAGUAGGCGGUUAAGAAUCACUUAUAAAGCUGGUUUGCAUCCGGAUACGGCUGUGAAUAAGAAUGAGAUUAUGAACAUGCUUAUCAAGAUUAUGUUGCUUCAGCCUAGGAUCAUUGUGAUACAUGUGUAUUCGGAAUUGGGUUUCGCGGUUUUUAAAGAGGCUAAGUAUCUUGGAAUGAUGGGAAAUGGGUAUGUUUGGAUUGCUACGGAUUGGUUAUCUACGACGCUUGAUUCUUCGUCUCCGCUGCCUUCUGAACGGCUGGAUACUAUUCAAGGUGUUCUUGUUUUGCGUCCGCAUACGCCUGAUUCGAGUUUAAAACGCGAGUUUUUUAAGAGGUGGCGUAAAGAUUCUGGUUCAUCUUUGGCUCUUAAUACGUAUGCUCUUUAUGCUUAUGAUUCGGUUAUGUUGUUAGCGCGUGCUUUAGAUAAGUUCUUUAAAGACGGUGGGAAUAUAUCGUUUUCUAAUCACUCGAUGCUUAAUACCUUGGGAAAAAGCGGAAAUCUCAACCUUGAGGCCAUGACUGUCUUUGAUAGUGGAGAAACUCUGCUUAAAGCAAUCCUUACAACGCAUAUGGUUGGUUUAUCAGGACAGCUUCAGUUCACUCAAGAAAGGUCUCGGACACGUCCAGCUUAUGAUAUUAUCAAUGUAGCGGGAACCGGUGUUCGUCAAAUAGGCUACUGGUCAAAUCAUUCUGGUUUAUCAACAGUAUCACCUGAGUCAUUCUACACAAAGGGUCGACCAAAUAUGUCUGUUGGUGGUACAUCAAGUCCGAAACUAAGGCAUGUGAUUUGGCCAGGAGAAACAUUUACAAAACCUCGCGGAUGGGUUUUCUCUAACAAUGGGAAAGAGCUCAGGAUAGGCGUGCCUCGUCGCGUUAGUUACAAGGAGUUUGUCUCACAGAUUCGUGGAACGGAGAAUUUGUUCAAAGGGUUCUGCAUUGAUGUCUUCACAGCUGCUGUGAACCUCUUACCAUACGCAGUCCCUUUCAAGUUUGUUCCUUAUGGAGACGGAAAGGAGAAUCCGAGCUACACGCAUAUGAUUGAGAUGAUAACAUCUGGUAAUUUUGAUGGAGUAGUUGGUGAUAUUGCCAUUGUAACAAACCGGACAAAGAUUGUAGAUUUUACACAACCGUAUGCAGCAUCUGGACUAGUUGUUGUUGCUCCCUUUAAGAAACUGAAUUCAGGAGCUUGGGCUUUUCUUAGACCUUUCAAUCGACUUAUGUGGGCGGUCACGGGUUGCUGCUUUCUCUUUGUCGGCAUUGUUGUUUGGAUCUUGGAGCAUAGGACUAACGAUGAAUUCAGAGGCCCGCCGAAGAGACAAUGCGUCACAAUUCUUUGGUUUAGCUUCUCGACCAUGUUUUUCGCGCAUAGAGAGAACACAGUUAGUACACUUGGACGGUUGGUUCUGAUCAUAUGGCUAUUCGUUGUACUUAUAAUCAACUCGAGCUACACGGCUAGUCUCACGUCGAUUCUAACAGUUCAGCAGCUCUCUUCACCCAUCAAGGGUAUUGAAAGCCUUAGAGAAAGGGAUGAUAAAAUCGGGUUUCAGGUGGGUUCAUUUGCAGAGAGUUAUUUGCGGAAUGAACUCAACAUAUCAGAGUCACGGCUUGUUCCACUUGGAACACCUGAUGCCUAUGCCAAGGCUUUAAAAGAUGGACCAAACAAAGGAGGCGUUGCCGCUAUUGUUGAUGAGCGUCCUUAUGUCGAACUCUUCCUCUCCAGCAACUGCGCCUAUAGGAUCGUCGGUCAAGAGUUCACUAAAAGCGGCUGGGGUUUUGCAUUUCCAAGAGACUCUCCUUUAGCGAUAGAUCUAUCAACAGCGAUCUUGGAGCUGGCAGAGAACGGAGAUUUGCAGAGGAUCCACGACAAAUGGUUAAUGAAGAACGCAUGCACUCUAGAGAACGCGGAGCUCGAAUCAGACAGACUUCAUCUAAAAAGCUUCUGGGGACUGUUUCUCAUAUGUGGAGUUGCGUGCAUCUUCGCUCUCCUCCUCUACUUUAUUCAAAUCUUACGCCAGCUCUAUAAAAAGCCAAACGACGAUGCCAUCGCGAGAGACCAGCAGCAAAGUCAUGACUCUUCCUCUAUACGCUCCACUCGUCUACAACGAUUCUUGUCCCUCAUGGAUGAGAAAGAAGACGUUUCCAAAUCCGUAAGCAAGAAAAGAAAGAUCGACGGAUCAGUAAACGAUACUUCAGGAUCGACACGAUCACGAGGCUUCGACAGAGAACGAAGCUUCAAUUCAGUAAACCCACUAGAUUAAAAAAUGUAGUUACACUCUUAUAGAGACAUCUACAAUAUUCUUUUUAAAACUGAUUAUAGUUUCAAACUGUAUCUAAAUCUUGAUCUUAGACAAGAAGUGUCUACAUGAAAAAAUUUAAUGUUUGGUGACA